AUCUGGUUAAGAUCAUGAUCAUGGAUAAGAUCUAAGGUGAUCUAAGGUUAAGAUUAGAUUAAAAAGUUUACUUUUUACCUGCUUUUUACUUAUUUUUAUUUUCAAAUUCAAAUGAUUAAUGAAUAAAAUAUUAAUUCCAUAUUUAAUGAACUGAGCAAAUACAAAGACAUGGCGCUUAAUGACGCAUCUACCGCUCAAGAAGCACUGUUUGUAAAAUCCACAGUUGAUAAUUCUUUAUUAAAAGAAAAAGUUCAGGGAUACGACUGGUCCCAAGGAUUAGAUUACAAGAAACUAUUUAAUAGUUUUACACAUACCGGUUUUCAAGCUACAAAUUUUGGAUUAGCUGUCGAAGAAAUAAAUAGAAUGAUUGAAUGUCGAAAUUUACCCAUACCAACAGAUAAAUAUAUUGAUACCGAAGAUGAUUUUACAACAAUUAAGAAUAAUUGUACAAUUUUUUUAGGAUAUACAUCUAAUAUGGUAUCUAGUGGUAUUAGAGAAACUAUAAAGUUUUUAGUACAGCACAAAUUGGUAGAUUGUAUAGUUACCACAGCAGGUGGUAUUGAAGAAGAUUUUAUUAAAUGUUUAGCCCCAACAUUUUUAGGAGACUUUAAUUUAGAAGGCAGAAUGUUGAGGGAAAAAGGUAUUAAUCGAAUAGGAAAUCUGUUGGUUCCAAAUGAUAAUUACUGCCUGUUUGAGCAGUGGGUUCUUCCAAUUUUUGAUCAGAUGUUAAUUGAGCAAAAAGGAAAAGAAAUUUUAUGGACCCCAAGUAAACUAAUCAGCAGAUUAGGCCAAGAAAUUAAUAACGAAGAUAGCAUAUACUACUGGGCUUAUAAAAAUAAAAUACCAGUAUUUUGCCCGGGUUUAACAGAUGGGAGUAUUGGAGAUAUGUUGUUUCUACAUACUUUUAGAAAUGCUGGACUUGUACUUGAUAUUAUACAAGAUGUUAGAAGAAUAAAUCUGAUGGCUAUUAAAGCUGUAAAUAAUGGAAUGAUUAUAUUAGGUGGCGGCAUCAUCAAACAUCAUAUUUGUAAUGCAAAUUUAAUGAAAAAUGGUGCAGAUUUUGCAGUAUUUGUCAAUACGGCCACAGAAUAUGAUGGAAGUGAUUCAGGAGCAAGACCCGAUGAAGCAAAAUCAUGGGGCAAAAUUAAAAAAGAUGCCAACCCAGUAAAAAUUUACGGAGAAGCUACACUCAUUUUCCCCCUAUUAGUUGCUCAAACAUUUGCAAAAAGUUUUUUCAAGGAAACAUAAAAAAUAGGAUUUUUCUUAAUAAAUAUCUUUAAUUUGCUUAAACAGAAACUAAAAAGUUGAAAUAUAUAAUAAACAUUUAAAUUACAUCAAAAAUAUAACCCAAGAAAAGAAAAUAUAUACAAGAAAAAAACAUAAUAACACUCCACAAAGAAUUUACUACGAUUUCUACAUUUCUUUUAUCAGACAAAAAGCAAUUAUUUCUUCAUUAAAAGAAACAACACUAAAAAGGUUUGUCCAUACUAAAACUUAUUUGUUAUAUUUUAUAAAUAUCGUAGAAUUCUCUAUAUUAAUCAAUUUAUAUAAAUUCAUGUAUGUAUAUAGCAAAAACCAUAUAAAAAUGAAAGAAUUUAUCGCCAAAAGUCGACUUCAAAACAUUAUUAUUUCUUAAGAAAAUUAUUAAGAGUUAUUACUGAAAUCUUGUGAGUUUUUGAUUGUUACUUUUUAUAUUAAAUUAAUCUUAGAUCAGAAAAAAAAUAAAGAUUAUUAUUAUAGAAU
This is a messenger RNA of Sitophilus oryzae (rice weevil), 1743 nucleotides long. RefSeq names its product probable deoxyhypusine synthase. NCBI's taxonomy places the organism in Eukaryota, Metazoa, Arthropoda, Insecta, Coleoptera, Curculionidae. Gene Ontology annotation, cellular component: cytoplasm. The transcript has 4 exons. Gene Ontology annotation, molecular function: deoxyhypusine synthase activity. Gene Ontology annotation, biological process: peptidyl-hypusine biosynthetic process. The record is from RefSeq and is a predicted model, not a curated record. The coding region runs from base 169 to 1248 and encodes 359 amino acids.